Messenger RNA from Racocetra fulgida, 986 nucleotides. NCBI's taxonomy places the organism in Eukaryota, Fungi, Glomeromycota, Glomeromycetes, Diversisporales, Gigasporaceae. The record is from the annotation of a GenBank genome assembly.
AUGACAACUCCCACAACUCAAUUCAACCUACCGUCUCUCGAUUCUGCUUAUAAUUUUUCUGCGAUUCAACAACAAUAUUUAGUACCUUCUCCACCGUCUCCACAUUCUCCUCAGCAAGUUACUGUAACAGCUGCUGCUCUUGCUUCUUACGUACAAGCUUAUAAUAGUCCUCCUCAACAACAACAAGAAGUUUAUUCUCCUCAACAUUCAAUUCAUACUACUGAUUUAUACGCUACUGCUUAUCCCUCACCGCGUGUUGACGAUUCUUCAAAUAACAGUGUAAUGAUGGCUGAUAGUUCUCCAAGCUCUUCUCCUCCUUCUUUCGCUGGUGAUAAUAAGCCCGUGAUUAAUGGUGGUGAUGAUCUUUCCCUUUCCCCCCUUUUUAUACUUUUAAAUAUUAUCAUUAAAUCUUGUUUAACACGGCCCCUUACCCGUCGACCUCAACCCCGUCGUUUUCUAAUGGUAUGCAAUGAUUAUAAAAUAUUGAUGUUGAUGUUGUUUCUUUUGUCUCAUGAUACUAAAAUUCUUAAUUUAUCUGUUUCUUCAGAGUCUUCCUCUGCUAACAGUUCUCCCGAACAAUGGAGUAAUGGUACCGCACCUUUUCCUUUCGGUUCUUACACAAAACAACAACCAAAAGGUUUCGAUGAACGUGCUAUAGAUCCUGCUUUCUUCACAGAUCCUUCCAUGAUUAAACCUUCUGGCCCGAACACCGCUACCCCGAUCGCUUAUUAUCCUCCGGUGAGUUACGAUCGAACUGGUAUUCCUCAUCACCCUGCGAAUUACCCAACGCCACAGGACUAUCCGGUAAUGGCUGGUCGAUAUAACAAUGGCACUAUAACCGUCAUGCCAUCCGUAAAUGGUAACGGCACGUCCUCCAAAUCACAGUCCCAACAAAAUCCACCAAGACCUCCUCCGGUUCCUGCUCCUCAAGCCAUGAUGACUACAUUCAGUUCAAAGACCGUAUCAUCCACUCCAAAAAGAUACAA